Messenger RNA from Cylas formicarius (sweet potato weevil), 1687 nucleotides. Its product is annotated as pre-piRNA 3'-exonuclease trimmer-like. Bases 21 to 1631 code for a protein of 536 amino acids. The transcript is spliced from 8 exons. Gene Ontology annotation, biological process: nuclear-transcribed mRNA poly(A) tail shortening. The record is from RefSeq and is a predicted model, not a curated record. Lineage: Eukaryota; Metazoa; Arthropoda; Insecta; Coleoptera; Brentidae. Gene Ontology annotation, cellular component: cytoplasm; endoplasmic reticulum. Gene Ontology annotation, molecular function: RNA binding; poly(A)-specific ribonuclease activity.
AUAGCAAUCUUAAAAAGGUUAUGUUUACUAUUAUUAAUAUGAGCGAAGUAACACAAUCAAAUUUUGUAAAAUUAUUUCCGUUAAUUAAAGAAACAUUACAACAAGCAAGGUUUGUAAGCAUAGAUUUGGAAUUUAGUGCUCUAAACCCUUUAAGAAAUCAUGCUCCAAGCUUGUUUGAUAGUCCAACUGAUAGGUACUACAAACUGAAGAAAAAUGUGGAAUAUGUAAUUCCCCUUCAAAUAGGAAUUACUGCUUUUACAUAUGACUCAAAGAGAAAUAGUUAUUUGGGUACCAUUUUUGAUUUUUAUGUUCAACCUGCCUCUUUUCAGUUCCUGCAUAAACAUUUUUUCUUCCAGUCCAGUACAAUAAACUUUUUGAAGCUUUAUCAUUUUAAUUUCAAUAAAUUUGCCUACCAUGGAAUUUCUUACAUAAAUAGAACACAGGAGUUAGAGCUAAGGGAGAAACUACGAAAUAAUGAAAUUUCAGAAGUGAAUUGCACUUGCAAAACUGAACUGGAAAAAAUUGUCGAAUCAAAACUUUCAAUUGUAACUACCUGGUAUUUGAAAGCAAAAGAGGAAGAUUUUUUAAUAGUUGUUUCAAAAGUUUCUGCCGUGUGCAAUAGAGAAAUUGAAUAUUUUUUACACAAAAUAUUUAGGCAACGUUUUGACAAUCUUUGGACUUAUGUAGAAUCUGACGAUUUCAUAGUGAAGAAACUAUCCAUACAGCGGUACAAAGCAAUGGAUAUAUCCAAUAAUUUGGACCCUGAUUUGGUGGACAGCUUACUUGGGUUCACCAAAGUGUUUCGGUUAAUAGAAUCCUUAAAUAUACCAAUUAUUGGUCAUAACCUUCUACAAGAUUUAUUGCUGAUGGUUAGUAGUUUUGAGUCAGAGUUACCAAACUCCUAUAAUGACUUUAAAAGUGUAAUAACAAAUUUAUUUCCCAUUAUAUUCGAUACCAGAACUAUUUCAAAUGAGAUGAGGAGUUCACUUCCUGAAGAGAAAAGGUGGAAUGAUAGGGGUUUGGACACAAUUUUUGAUUAUUUUAAAAAUGGUGUUGGUCGACAUAUAGUGUCUAAUUCUCCAGCAAUAGAGGUUAAAUGUGAUCAAGAAAAUAUGGAGACGUUUCACGACGCUGGCUGGGACUCAUUUUGUACUGGCUACAUUUUUAUUAGGUUAGCCCACUUAAACCUUUAUCAAAACUAUCCACGUUCAAAAUCUUUUGUCCCCAAUGAACUUAUCGGAGGGUUGCUGCAAUAUAAAAAUAGGGUCAAUAUAAUUAGAGGCUCCAUAUCAACAAUUAACCUUGGCGGGACCGAUCCCGACUCCACCAGACCUCCCUAUCUCAUCAUUGAAUCAGUUAAAAAUAAACCGCUUAAUAUAUGCCAGGUAACGGCAAUUCUAGGAUCUUUUGGGUUUAUCGAGGUGAAAAAAAUUCCAUUUCAGCGCCAAAGAGCACUGGUCGCAGUUGAUAAUUUUGGCAAUGCAAAAAAAAUUUUAAAUAAUUUUCGAAAUCAUCAGGAAUUUCGAAUUUUCCAGUACAGUGCCUUGAAGCACUCAGUCCCUGUUAGGAUGAUUAUUGCAGGGAGUGUAGCUAUAGUGGGUGCUGUAAUUUUAUGGCUGGCGAUUGAAUAAUCAAUAAAAAAUUCCUGACGAUAUCAAUGUAAUGAAAAUAAAGGUGAUAUUCUGAG